AUGGACCCAAAGCGACGAGAACGCCGUCGCUCGGUGAGCAAAAGCCCACCAUUCCGAACUUCCAUGCCGUCUCGAAAACCUCCACGCUAUGGGAGUGCAGCUCUUACCGACAAGAAACAUUAUAACCAAGCUGAACGACGAAAGAAGACCACGAUAGGCCACAGUAUCUCUCGCAAGGCAACACACAAGCGUAUUUCACGCAAGGCGAGACCUCCCGAAGAAUCUCCAAUAGGCGGUAAUAUGCCUUAUCUUAAUGGCGAAUACUCGGAGCUGCAGAAGCAACAGAGAACCACGCCGAUGGAAUGCAGUCCAGAGAAGGACGCGGACGAAGGACUCGGCACCGCUCAUGUCACGCCUUCUCGCAUGGGUGGCGUGGCCUUAACGACUUUGAUAGUUCCCGACGAGGCUUCCAGCUAUGAAAAUAUGGAUCGUGAGCGGACUGUGAUCAAGCACCACGCAAGCGACUUACAGCCACUGUCAUAUCUCAACCGCAAGCUGGAAUAUAUAGAACCACAAAUCACAUUACGAGAGAGAACCCAGAAUCGAUUCGCCAUUGAAGGAAGUCGGAGACCAAUCUUCAACGAAGAGAAAGAUGGAGAGUCAGUUUACUGGAGAACCCCCAGUCCCAUUCCAAGAGAUCCUAGUGAUCUCGAAACAUCGCCAACAGCAAGUCCAGAGGUUAUGCCGGAUGGAGACGAGGAAUCUGAGUCUAUACCCGCAUCUCCCGUCAGCGCCUUCGGUGUAGAUAUGGAAGAUCGAACGAACCUAGACGAGAUCAAUAGAUUAGAAAAGCAGCUCAAGGAGAGAAACGACCUCAUUAUCAUAUAUAAAGCCGAGUACACGGGCCAUAAGAAAGACCGUGAACCCUUACCGGAGUGGAAAGAUCGGGCUAGAGAGCGGGUGGAAUACCUUGAGGCAAAGGUAGAGCGAAUGGAAUCCCUCAAGACAAAGGCAGAGCAAGAUCUGCAUGUCAAACGGCAAAGACGUAAAGAUGUCGUGGUGCAAACAGAAAAGGCCCAUGAAGCGAUUCGCAAGAAUCCCCAGGACGAGAACGACAGCUUCCAAUCCAGGAUUGUUUCACUCCAAGCCGAGUUGGACCACGCCCAAACAGUGGAAAUCCAAAGACAAGAUCUUACAGAAAAACUAGAACAGGAGCAGAGAGGUCUCCUCUCCAGAAUUGAUAUACUUCAAUCUGAAUUGACCCAGGCCGAAGAAACCGCUUCUCAAUUACGAGAACAGACAGAUGUACUGGAGCGUAAUUAUAGAUCAAACCGAGAUCGGUUCCAGACGGCGACCGACAAACUCGAAGCCGACAACGAGAGCCUCCGACGCCGUAUAGCUCCACAAAUCGGCCAUCAAGAACAGCGUCCAGCGAUACUUUCUCAGGUACCAACGCGCGGAAGAAGGAUUCUCGAGCAAGGCAAAAAGAACAGGCUUGAAAACGAGCGGUGCCCUGUUCUCAGAAAGGAACACGCUCAACAACCAUCUCCGGUGCCCUCGAUUCAUUCUACCCCAAGGGAAGAAGGGGAACCAGCUCCGUGGGAACAGUGCUUACGAACCGGCAACCCACGUCAGAAAAUCGAAUAGCCGGUCUCAUGAAGCGACGGAGCGGGCGAUAUUGGCACUAGUAUAAGAGAUGGUGACAUUGUGCUGAUGCCAGUUGAGGCGCUUCGAAAUUUUCUCGGAUACCCGUUCGUGUAUGCAGAUUGGAAGUCUAUCCACUGCGCCCGGUAUCUGUUAGUCCGUUGAAGCCCCACAGACAGUGGCAGGAAAGUGUACGUAUAUCUAUGACGAGGCACUGCAGAACCCAGCAUCAGUGAAGGCGUGGGUUGAGAUGGUCCAGUGAGGUAUCAACCAAAAUGCUUCCGUCGCCCUCUUGGCGCUGUCUGAGGUCGCCUCGCAAGUUUACUAGUUGUCCAAAUUACCGAACUUCUCUCUUACUCGGAAUGCUGAAAACACUACGAAGCUCCUCAUGUAGCAGCGGUAAACGAGCGUACGGAUUUCAAUGACGAGGCAUUGUAUGUGAGUUCUGGGC
Mytilinidion resinicola is the source of this 2035-nucleotide messenger RNA. RefSeq lists its product as uncharacterized. The transcript is spliced from 3 exons. Bases 1 to 1587 code for a protein of 528 amino acids. The record is from RefSeq and is a predicted model, not a curated record. NCBI's taxonomy places the organism in Eukaryota, Fungi, Ascomycota, Dothideomycetes, Mytilinidiales, Mytilinidiaceae.